Messenger RNA from Numida meleagris (helmeted guineafowl), 1502 nucleotides. RefSeq names its product BSD domain containing 1 (gene BSDC1). The coding region runs from base 78 to 1433 and encodes 451 amino acids. NCBI's taxonomy places the organism in Eukaryota, Metazoa, Chordata, Aves, Galliformes, Numididae. The transcript is spliced from 11 exons. The record is from RefSeq and is a predicted model, not a curated record. Gene Ontology annotation, cellular component: cytoplasm.
CGGAACUCCGCCCCCCGCGGAAGGCGGGACUCGCGAGGUGAGGGGUCAGUAAAUAUUGGUGACGUCACGCCGCCAAGAUGGCGGAAGGGGAGGACGCGGGCUGGUGGCGGAGCUGGCUGCAGCAGAGCUACCAGGCCGUCAAGGAGAAGUCCACAGAAGCUUUAGAAUUCAUGAAGCGGGACCUGGCUGAGUUCACUCAAGUUGUGCAGCAUGACACAGCCUGCACGAUCGCUGCUACCGCCAGCGUGGUCAAGGACAAACUGGCAAGGACAGAAGCUUCUGGUGCGACUGAAAAAGUGAGGAAGGGGAUCUCUGACUUCCUGGGUGUCAUCUCGGACACAUUUGCUCCCUCACCAGACAAGACCAUUGACUGCGAUGUCAUAACGUUGAUGGCAACACCCACAGGUACCACAGAGCCCUAUGACAGUGCAAAGGCUCGCCUCUACAGCCUGCAGUCAGACCCAGCCACCUACUGCAAUGAACCUGACGGCCCUGCUGAGCUUCUUGAAGCCUGGCUCUCCCAGUUUAGUCUGGAAGAGAAGAAAGUGGAGAUUGCAGAGCUGCUGGCAACCAGCCCUUCCAUCCGGUCUCUCUACACUAAAAUGGUCCCUGCAGCCGUUUCCCAUUCAGAGUUCUGGCAGCGCUACUUCUAUAAAGUGCAUCGCCUGGAGCAGGAUGAAGUCCGGAGGGAGGCUCUGAAGCAGCGUGCGGAGCAGAGCAUUCACCAAGAGGAGCCAGGCUGGGAAGAGGAUGAAGAGGAGUUCUUGGGGAUGUCACCCCUGCCUUGUGCAAACGUGAAAUUUCUGCAAGCAACAGAGAAAGCAUCUGCUCCUGCAGCCCCGGAGGGAAGCCACCCCUCUGUUCACAAGGGACCCUCGGAGGAAAGCUGGGCCAUCCUCCCUCCUGAGCUGGCCCCAGCAGAGGGGAGCCCCUCUGAGAGCAGUGAGAGCGUCUCCCUUGUGACUCAGAUUGCAAACCCUGCCUCUGUGCCUGCUGUGCAGCUACAGACUGGAGUGCAGCCAUCUGGGGACAGAGACCUCUCCCAGAGGCUGCUGGAGGCCACCUCGGAAGAGCAGAGCCCGCUGCCAAAGCCCCCCGAAGCCGGGCAUCCCUCUGCACCUGCCCAGGAGCCAGCAGCAUGCUCAGAGCAACCGGCUGUUACAGCACCCAAAGAGGUGGAGAGCAAAGCCCAAGGCAGGACAGAGACUCUGAAAGAGGAAGGACCAACAGAUCUACGGAUCUUUGAGCUGAACUCUGACAGUGGGAAGUCCACCCCCUCCAACAACGGCAAGAAAGGUUCCAGCACCGAUAUCAGCGAGGACUGGGAAAAGGACUUUGAUUUGGAUAUGACUGAAGAGGAGGUGCAGCUGGCGCUGUCGAAGGUGGAAGUGUCUGGGGAGCUGGAAGAUGAAGAGUGGGAAGACUGGGAAUAAAGUAACAGCUUCCAGCGUAUCACAGGCUCAUUUCCACCAUCGAAUGUGAAUUAAAUCACAGACCGGCUA